Hydatigera taeniaeformis is the source of this 2121-nucleotide messenger RNA. The record is from the annotation of a GenBank genome assembly. Lineage: Eukaryota; Metazoa; Platyhelminthes; Cestoda; Cyclophyllidea; Taeniidae.
AUGCCAUCAGGCUCCAUGUCCACCAUGACCAGUGCAGCUACUGUAGUACCGGCUCCUCCCGGUGUGUUUGCUACCUCCAUGCCACCUGAGUUACCUACUUCGUCUAGCCCUGUUCCCUCGUCCGAAGAUCGAGAAUCUGUCUCCUCUAACGAAAGCCGCCGAAGGCGUACCGCGGGUGUUGGAAAUGGUGUUGCAGGGACUACCGGUGCAAAAUCUCUCUCCUCUUCUUACUCCACGCCGCCUCAGUUUGUUAUUGAUUCAAACAAGACAACAUCUCCCGCCAGUUCUUUCAGCAAACUUCGGAAGAAAGUUAAGUCCAGUCGGUCGCGUGUUAGUCAAAAUGGAGGCACGUAUUCUGUAAAUAAGCCCUUGAAGGUGACCAUUCGGCGGACUAACGCGCAUUCCCAUACCUUGGAUUCGAGCCAGCAAGAUGGACGACUUUCACCUUCGUCUGUCUAUUCUUCCGUCCCAGGAGACGAUGAAAAAAGUCCAAUACUUCCUUCUGGACUACCUGAGAGUUUUCGAUCGCCAUCUCCGCAUUGCGUAUCCAAUCUCAAGGGUGUGGAUUCUUUCGGCGGCAAAAGGGAUGUAGCCACUUCGACUGUGGACUCUAGCACUAUGACUGAGCCGGAUUUGUUGGGACCUUGUGAACCUGGAUCAAAAAUAGUGCUUGAAGGGGUCGUUUGGUUAGAAACUCCGGGAAUGAUGGUUGUAAAUGCACAUUGGCGAGGCAGAGCGUUUCUCGGGACUUUCUUGGAUGCCUCUAAGAACACUCUUGGUCCGUCUUGUCCCGACAAAAUGAUAUCGUCACUCAGCAUGGUCAAAUGUAAGCCAAAUUGGGGCGGGCCAAGUUCCGCAUCAUCCAGUACCUACCGAUCUACCUCAGGCGCAAAUGCUGCCUCUACCUCCUCAGGACCCAUCAGAACUCGCUCCGCUAUCGCAGCAGCUGAGGAUCCUUCAAUGGCGUCGCGGCGUCGAGCUCUGCCAUCCUGUGCUUCAUCCGGACGUGGCCGGCGACGUCGCCGAGGUGUUGGUAUGGCUUCCUCCGCCACACCUAUCCCCACUGACGGUGUCGAUUCCAGUCACGGCGAUCAGGACGAUGGGGCGACCGCGGGCAACACGCUUUCUGAUGCUCCCUCCACCUCUGAUUUUGCCUGUCCGCAGUUGGGUUGUAAAAAGCGCUUUGCUGACAUCAUUGGAGUCCGGUUUCACUUGGAUCAAUGCCAUGCGCAUCGUCAGGAGCAUGAGGCGCCCUUAACAGAAGCCUCAAAUAUAACAACAAUGGAAAGUCGUCUUAUUCCAUCACCUACAGUACAAGCUCCGCCUCAGCUUGCAAAGGCUAAUUCUAACAGUGGGGGUUGUUCUUUGGAACCAAUGGAUGAAGACCCUCCGCCUCCAAAAUUAGAUCGCGGGCCGACUGCGGAUGAAGUGGUGGAACCUUCUGGUCUGGCUCUGUGCGAACCACCAACGGCUAGUCCUGCCUACUCGGAUAUUUCGGACGAUGCUCCUGCGGCACCGCAGAAGAGUAGGACGUCAGUGGAUGUUGGACAUCGGCCUUGGCCACCCCCGUCAGUUGUGAAUCAGCCUCAGACCCAGCCCAUGGAUUGGUCGGCUGCUGGUAGACGUGUUGUCCCUUCGGGGAAGUCGCCUUAUGAGUAUGCACCGGCGCCACAGCCCCCACCGACUGGGAUUUCAUUGUCUCCGUUUGCGGCGGCAGCGGUGGCAGGUGGUGCUGGUGGGGGUAGCCCCUACGCUCAUCAACAGUCACAGCAAUCGCAUCAUCGUCACAGACCCCUGAAUAUUCCUCCGACGGCUCAUACCUCUGAUAAAUUAUUCCAGGCUCAUUUAGCCAACUUCAUGGCUGCUGGAGGAAAUCCCAGCAGCAACGCUAGCAACUCCCAACCACCAAGAAGGCAGUCGCCCCAAGUAAUUCCACCGGGAAUCCCAACACCACGCGUAGACCCUACCUCUAUUCGAAGCCUCUCAUCUCGGUCAUUUCGCCGUGCUCUUACCCCGAUGUGUGGUGUAAAUAGCUUUUUUUCCACCCCUCCUUGUCUUCAUCCCUUUUUGUACUCCCCUCCCCUUACUUGCCCCUACUCUGGUCGAAAUUUCAUUGGUUAG